This is a messenger RNA of Ramularia collo-cygni, 5442 nucleotides long. RefSeq lists its product as uncharacterized. NCBI's taxonomy places the organism in Eukaryota, Fungi, Ascomycota, Dothideomycetes, Mycosphaerellales, Mycosphaerellaceae. Gene Ontology annotation, cellular component: endoplasmic reticulum membrane. The record is from RefSeq and is a predicted model, not a curated record. The transcript has a single exon. The coding region runs from base 1 to 5442 and encodes 1813 amino acids. Gene Ontology annotation, molecular function: zinc ion binding.
AUGGACGACCCAAUUGAAGCUCUGAAUCCCGACUCGCCGGAUGUCAUGAAUGAUCCGGCAUUCGCACCUCCGCAGCGGCAAGACACGGCAUCGUCAAAGUAUGGCAGCGAAGGCGGAGGGGAGACAUGCCGGAUCUGUCGGAGUGAAGGGACGCCGGAUGAGCCACUCUUUUAUCCCUGCAAGUGCAACGGAAGCAUCAAGUUCGUGCAUCAGGAGUGUCUCAUGGAAUGGCUUUCCCACUCCCACAAGAAGCACUGCGAGUUGUGCAAGACUGCCUUUCGCUUCACCAAGCUCUACGAUGCAAAUAUGCCUCAGACUCUCCCAUGGUCCGUGUUUGCGAAGAGAGCAUGCAUGCAUACUGCGACUUUGGCUGUGAGAUCCUGUAGGGCAGCUAUGGUUGGACUCAUCUGGUUGCUCGUGUUGCCCUGGCUGGUUAGAUGGGGUUGGCGGUGGAUGUUCUACUUCGCCGAUGCGGGUUGGGCGAGAGAGCCGUUCUUGAGGAGUUUCUACGCUCAGCAGGCAGCGUCACAGGCAGCGCAAAGCUCAAACACAACCACAUCCGUCUCCGACUCGCUCUACGCGGCUUUUGAAAAUCUAUGGGAGUCUCGCAUGAGCACACCGGCUGAUKGAGCGGAUACAAACGGAACCAUGGGCAAGAUUGCCGAAUCCCUAUCAUCUGCCCACGAGAAUGCGACUAUGGUAUCGAAUGUGACAUUUUCACCCAACCCAAUCACAUACGGCCAAGAUACUUCAAUCCUCUCCUCCUGGACCUACCUAGCCCACCUCACCCCUAACCCACGUUACAAUCGUGUUAUUCUGGAUGUCUUCGAGGGCCAGUUGAUCACCUGCGUUGUGAUUGUGGGGUUCAUACUUGUAUUCCUGAUCCGAGAGUGGGUUGUCCAGCAACAACCAUUAGUGCAUCUGGACAUGCUGAACAACGAGCAACGCAACUUGGAACAGAUGGAGCGGGAAACAGAGAGACUCAGACGGCAAGUUGAGCUUUUGAAUCAGGCGCGAGCUCGUCUCGUGACAUUGCAGGAUGAGGCUCAGCAUGCUGGCACGCACGGAGACGAAGAUGAUGAUGAUAGCAGCAUCGCAGGGGAGGAAUUCAUCGGCUGGGAUCAGCUUAAUUUACGACUUGACGAAGCGACGGCUCUGCUGCGACACCCGGACCGUGAGGAUAAUAUGGAGCAAUUUGGGACAGUGGCACACGAUGUGUUGAGGCAAAUGCGUAUCGCCGAGAGGACUGGGGUCAGCAUUACGGAACUGGUCGAGAACGUCUAUCAGAAACUGGCGACCUUUUCGGAAGACGAGCGACAGGAUUGGGAGGACAUCCUAGUUGGAACGCUCGAAAAGAUGAACGACAAAAGGCCCAGCAUGGCGGAGCUUGGCCGCCACGGUGGGUCCGAUCCUACCGAGGCUGCAGAGUCACCGGAGACUACGUUUCGGCCCCAAAUGCCUGGACGAGACGUCUCGUUUCUUGCAACAGAAGUUCAAAGAGGAUUGGCGGAGUCCGAAAACGAGCUUGCCGCCAAUGCGGACGUCAAUCGAUCUCGAGCCGUUGCUGGUGACAAUGAUCUUGGUUUUGAUGCGAGCGAUGGAAGCAUGGCGAGUGUUGUGAACAUGGACUCUGACUCUGGGUCAAUGUUCUCGCCGGGAUCUGAGGGCAGUUGGCAGCAGUUGGACCAACYCACAACGGCCGUGCCUGCCCCUGAUCAUGUCGACAUUUUCCAGGAGAAUAACGACGAAAUGCCCAUCACGAAUGCCGGUCAAGAUGCCAAAACCAACAUCAGGCGUACUGGCAAAGCUAAAGGCAGACCCAUUGUUCCGGAGCCGGAGGAGGGUACGAACGAUGGAGUGAUCACGAACAGUGACCUCGUACGCAGGCUUGAAAGUAGUGAUUCCCACGAUGCUGGUCUUUUGUCAACAUCCGCACUGCCCCCUCACGCAGCAGACGCGCAUACGGAGCAAGCACCACAUGCAAACAACCCCUUCCACCCUGACGGUCCAGCGCCGGGCUCUGGGGACGAAGCUCCGGAGGAAGAGAGUCUUCGAGAGCGAGUCGCAAGCGUCUUCCGCGAAGAAUUUGGCCUGGACGAGGUUGAAGAUUUGGAGCAUCUCCGACAAGCCGGCACGGGACCUGAUGGACAGACAGCCCCUAACGAUGGCAGCAUACCAGGAGCGACGGAGCCUCCAGUACGGGAUGGGCCUCCACUCACUGCAAUUCAACGUUUAGCUGACUACUUUUGGGGCGACAUCCAGCCUACCGGAGCCGCUGAGCCCGCAAUCGCACCAGCUGAGGAGCGUGUUGGCGAAGAUGAGCACGUUCCAGAAGCUGCAUUUGUUCCCAAUCAGGGUGUUAUCCCCGGCGCCGAUGUGAUACCUGAGAAUGGUGCCCAAGCCCAACAGCACAAUGAUCCGGAGGUCGUCGUCGCAGCACAGCAAGCCGGACUAGAUGCAGAAGCGAUCGAAGAUGCUGAAGACCUUGAGGGUAUUUUCGAGUUGAUCGGAUUCCAAGGUCCGCUAAUUGGGCUCUUUCAGACAUCUUGCUUCUGCGCGGUCCUGGUCAUCGGCACUGUGGCUGCAGCCAUCGGACUUCCAUACGUUUGGGGAAAGCUCAUACUUUCAUUCAUCAGCGCGCCAGUGACGCUCCUUAUCAAGACGCCCUUGAAGUUUGCCUCGUCGCUUGCAGACAUUAUCAUUGAUCUUGGUCUGGCCGUGGCUGGCUGGCUUUUGUAUUUCGCUGCAAGAGGCAAUUCCAUCACCAUGUCAUGGCUCGGUAAAUGGGCGCCAGGAGUGGGAUCUUACGAUGUCUCUGUCCAUCUUGCAAAGCUCGGCGACAAGACAGCUGAUCAAGCUGCUAAGAGGCUCAUUCAUCUUUUCGUCGCUACUGGUGCUCAAGCAGAAGGCUUCCAGCAGAAUUGGAAUUGGAUCUUCCUUCGUGGCUCUGUCCACUCGCAUGCUUCGUUGAAGAACAUUGAGUCGCUAGUCAACUCGAUGCUGAAUUACACAGGUCACGGUAUUACCAAUGUUGCCGAAGCUCUAUCCUCAGGAUCGGUCUCCACGAUGUGGGAAAGCUCRUGCAACAUGGUCAAACAGGUUCCCGAGGUUCUGACAAAGGUAUUAGCUGGUGUCACAGCUAUUGGGCAAUACAUCCGGCCUCUUUCCGCCGCUCUCAGUGAGCUGAAGACUGGAGCGUUGACCUUCAAAUCUGCGACGGUAUACAUGGACCCAGCGCUUGUGUAUUGGGGUACAUCAGAUCGCGGCCUCGCCGUGAUGACAGGCUAUCUUUCCCUCGCAGUCAUCGCAGCAAUUUACGUUGCACUCGACACUCCCAUUACCAGUUCUCCUUCCGGUCAGAGGACCGAGAAGAUAGUCCGCGACACUCUUCGCCAGGCCGGCGGUGUCCUCAAAGUCAUCCUCAUCAUAAGCAUUGAGAUGUUGGCAUUCCCCCUCUACUGCGGCCUGCUCCUGGACUUCGCAUUCCUUCCCCUCUUCCAGAAUGGAUCCGUCGCCACCCGCUGGGCUUUUGCUGUUCGCGCACCAUGGACAUUUUGCUUCGUGCACUGGUUUGUCGGAACCUGCUACAUGUUCCACUUUGCGCUGUUUGUUGGCAUGUGCCGCAAGAUUCUGCGCAAAGGUGUUUUGUGGUUCAUUCGUGAUCCAGACGACCCGACAUUCCAUCCUKUAAGAGACGUGCUAGAGCGAAACGUCACGACGCAGUUGCGUAAGAUCGCGUUCAGCGCUCUGGUUUACGGAGCCCUGGUCAUAAUGUGUCUCGGCGGCGUCAUCUGGUCCAUUGGACGAAUUUUCAAGGGCCUGUUUCCCAUCCAGUGGCUCUCGACUGAGCCUGUCCUAGAGUUCCCAUUGGAUAUGCUCCUUUACAACUUUCUCGCUCCUUUGCUGAUCAAGCUAUUCAAACCUGCGAACGUUGUGAGUACCAUGUACGCGUGGUGGCUGAGACGAUGCGCAAGGGUGUUGCGUUUGUCGCAUUUCCUCUUUGACGAUCGAAGGAAGGACGAAGAAGGAAGGCAUGUUCGGAAGACCUGGACCAGUUUUGCACUUUUGAAAAAGGCAGAUGUUACUGAAGGGGUUGCCCCUCCAGAGAGACUGAAUACAGAGAAUGGAGAGCUGCCCGAGGUCUACUUCAAGCGCGACGGCAAGUACGUGCUCACACCUUGCAACGACCAAUACCGGCCACCCAAGCCCGGUGAGGCAUUCCUCCACGCCGACGAGAAAGACGUGUUCAUCACCGAUAAAGAUGGCAAGAAGAACGAACACUUCGCCAAGAUAUACGUUCCGCCCUACUUCCGCCUGCGGGUCACCCUCUUUACGGUCUGCUUGUGGCUAUUCUCCGCCUUCACCGGGCUCCUUGUGACGUUGGUUCCGCUGGUCUUCGGGCGUAAGAUUUUCACAUCCCUGCUACCGGCCGAGGUCAAGGUCAAUGAUAUCUACGCAUAUUCUCUUGGCGCGUACAUUCUUGCCGCAGUUGCGUUCUCCGUCUUCAAGGGUGCGACUGGCGUACGCUACGUACGCGAAAAGGUGCAGACUGUCGAUCUGAAGGCAUGGGCGAGUGUAUCGACUCGCUACACAAUCCAAGCAUCGAAAUGCUUCUAUGUGUACGGCUUCCUUGGUGUCGUCCUUCCGCUGCUCUUUGCAGUAUUCCUACAAUUCUACCUCAUCCUCCCGCUACACACCUAUCUGGUUUCAAAUUUCGGUUCCCUGAUUGCGAGCAACCAGGCUGUGGGUGCAUCGGGGAAUGUCACGGUUGGCAAUGUCACUGUCGGUUACGCCGGUCUGUCCCACGACGCCGACCCGUUGCAGGGGGCCUCUCUCGCAAAGAGCUUUGCAGAGUACGCCGCAAAUCUGACGGCCAACACAAACUUCACCCAAGAUGGUCUGCAACCGGAAAAGCUCCCUUCUCUGGCAGACCACAGUAUCCACAUCCUCGCAGACUACGCUUUGGGACUUUUAUACGUCCGCAUCGCGGUCCGCUUGAUCCUCUCAACUCCAACUUCCCGCGCCUCUCAAGCUUUUCGACUCAUCACAGCGAAUGGGUAUCUCAACCCAAAUGCUCGUUUGGCCACACGUUACUUUGUCCUGCCAGCUUCAUUGAUCGCGAUGGUCGUCUUACUUUCGCCGCUGGGAAUGGCAACGAUUGUGAUGGCGGCUGGAAGCAUCAUCAACAGUCUAUUCCCAGCAACAACGCUUGUGUUCAACCUGGACGAAGCAGCCCAGACACUGAUUUACAGGUACUCGUAUCCUGCUGCUGCGGGACUUGCGUCUUUGGUCGCGGGUUUCGCAGAGGUGGGGAGAGUGCUGAGCAAGUGGAGGGCUAGUGUGAGGGAUGAGGUUUAUCUGGUUGGUGAGAGGCUGCAUAAUUUUGGUGAGGGAAAGCCACCGGCGGGCAGUCGGAGUGUCGUCCGGAAGGACAGGUUGUAG